Menidia menidia (Atlantic silverside) is the source of this 1883-nucleotide messenger RNA. The record is from the annotation of a GenBank genome assembly. Lineage: Eukaryota; Metazoa; Chordata; Actinopteri; Atheriniformes; Atherinopsidae.
AUGGGCCGGUUCGGGGUUGUUGCCUUUUGCCUCUUUGUUUUGGUGUCCCUGGGGACUGGUCAGCAUCAUCCGCGCGCGCGUGUCGGGCCGUGGAGACACCGGAUUCAGUGGGAGAACAACGGUCAGGUGUACAGCCUGCUGAGCACCGGGACCCAGUACCGCCUCCCCGCGCAGAGCAGGAGCCCCCCCCAGCUGCUGCUGACCACCAGAACCUCCCUCAGCCCGCCGCCGGCCCCCCCCAGGACCCGGCAGGUCCAGCAGGUCCGGUCGGUUCUGGGGGCUGAUGUGGGUCCGUACCUGCUGGCGCUGGAGCGCCCCCGCGCGCAGAGCCCGCCCCCCCGGCGCGUGGAAGCCUUCACAGGCGCCAACAGCAGCGCCGUGCACGAGUCCUCCGGGAGCGGGGGCCCCAGAGGGGGCCGCGCCGCAUCGUGGGAGGGGGCCGGUGUACCGGGGGGGGAGGCCGGAGCACCGGCCGCAGGCGCACCGGCCGGUGCGCGCGCCUUUACGCACAGUCUGGACCGGGACGCGCCCGGGAGCCCAGACCCAGCUGCCCCCUCUGCGGUGGGCAUCGGGAACCCUCCUCGCCCCCCCCCGCGGCCAAUCCCGGGAGAGGCCCGGGGCGCGCACGCCCUGACCCGGGUCUCUCCGGGGUCACACGCCCCCCCCACACCGCUGUCCGGGAACGCUGUGGAAAUUGAUUUCCCUCGUGGAGGGGCGGAUGCAGCCCACACAGCGGACCCCCAAGACCCCCAAGACCCCCAAGACCCGCACAGCGUCCUCCACAGGAACUCGGUUUUCUAUGACAUUUACCCGGCGGACCGCAGGAACAGGCUGGCGCGUCCCCCCCCGGAGGGGGGGCACGGGACCAGGUUCUUCCACCACGGCCUUCCGGACCUGAUCCCGGACCCGUUCUACAUCCAGGCUGCCUCCUACAUCCAGAGGGUGCAGAUGUACGCGCUCCGCUGCGCAGCAGAGGAGAACUGCCUGUCCAGGUCUGCCUACCACCCCAGCGUCAGUGACCUGGACUACAGAGUCCUGCUGCGGUUCCCCCAGCGGGUGAAGAACCAGGGAACGGCGGACUUCCUCCCCAUGAAGCCCAGACACGAGUGGGAGUGGCACAGCUGUCACCAGCAUUACCACAGCAUGGAGUCCUUCAGUAACUACGACCUGCUGGACGUCUCCACUGGACAGAAGGUCGCUGAGGGACACAAGGCCAGUUUCUGUCUGGAGGACACGUCAUGUGACCCGGGCACACGCCGGCGCUACGCCUGUACCGCGCACACGCAAGGGCUCGGUCCUGGUUGCUAUGAUACUUAUCAUGCCAACAUUGACUGCCAGUGGAUUGACAUCACUGAUGUGCCCCCUGGAAACUACAUCCUCAAGGUGACAGUGAACCCCUCUCAGGUGGUGCAGGAGUCUGAUUUCAGCAACAAUGAAGUGAGGUGUGACAUCAGGUACACUGGAGUUCACGUCCAAGCACGAAACUGCAGGAUUGUGCUAAGCUGAUCUGGUGAAGACAGAAAGCCUCACAGCCUCUGGUUUUUCUUCAUUAACAGCUGCUUCACUGCUGGCUGUUUUUUUACUCACACUAGUCUUUGUAUUUAUGCCACAUGAAAUGUUUUAGCUACAGAUGAAAAUGUUCUUAUCUAUGAUAACGUCUACCUGUAGUCAUUCUGAAUGCAAAGCUUUCCUGUCAGCUGUAUAUGUCCAGUACAAAAAUGGUAUAAGUGAGAUUCACUGAGGUAAAUGAAGCUGUUUAAAUGCACACUGUCAGUCUGAGUUGGUCCAUGGAAAUAACCAGGAUGCUAACAGAUGAACUGACAAACAGAAUGUUGACGCUUUGAUAAUAAAAAAAAAGGAUUAGAAAUAGAUUCUUGUGGUGU